CUGAGUUGAGCUGAAGCAUCAGAGUUGAGCUGAGCAGGACAGCUAGGUGCUGGUACGGUCUGCGGAUAUGUCCGUCGUCAGCAGUGAGUGAGUGAGAUCGCCUGCUAAAUCCGAGGAGCUCUGGAGGAAGCGCACCUUCAUGCCAAGAAGCGAGUGGUUACGGUGUGCACCUCCGUCCGUCUUGUCUGUUUACCCAGGGGCGUUCCAACACAUUUUGUUACUGUCUGUGAGGGGUGCAGAUUAAGACACACAUAGGAGGGAGAACUACUGAGAGAGAACCCAGACUCAUCCUACGCACACAGAUCGAGAUCUGACCUCUCACCCCUGACCUCUAACCUCUGACCCAGUGCCCCCUGCUGGUGCGGACCACCUCUGAUCCUACCGUGAUGAGCGUGUGCGGCAGGAAGGCUCUGGCAUUGCUGAGCAGCGUGUUUGCGGUCAGCGGGCUGGGGCUUCUGGGAGUUGCGGUCUCUACAGACUACUGGCUGUACCUGGAGGAGGGGGUCAUCCUGCCCCUGAACCAGACCACUGACAUCAGGACCUCCCUGCACUCUGGACUCUGGAGAGUCUGCUUCCUGGCAGGUGAAGAGGCAGGUCGCUGUUUCACCAUAGAGUACAUCAUGCCCAUGAACCUACAGCUGACCUCUGAGUCCACAGUCAGUGUACUUAAGAUGAUUCGUUCAGCCACUCCGUUUCCUCUGGUCAGUCUGUUCUUCAUGUUCAUCGGCUUUGUGCUCAACAACAUCGGACACGUCCGACCUCAUCGCACCAUCCUGGCCUUUGUCUCCGGAAUCUUCUUCAUCCUCUCAGGUCUGGCUCUGGUGGUAGGUCUCGUGCUGUAUAUAUCCAGUAUUAAUGAUGAGAUGUUGAACAGGACUAAGAGCAGUGAGUCCUACUUCAGCUACCGGUACGGCUGGUCCUUCACCUUCGCUGCCAUCUCCUUUCUGCUCACUGAGAGUGCGGGCGUCAUGUCCGUCUACCUGUUCAUGAAGCGCUACACAGCCGAGGAAAUGUACCAGCGCCACCACCCUGGCUUCUACCGGCCGCGCCUCAGUAACUGUUCUGACCACUCCGGUCAGUUCUUACACCCGGAGACCUGGGCACGCGGACGCAGCCCCUCGGACAUCUCCAGCGAAACCUCGCUCCAGAUGAGCGCCAGCUACCCGGCCCUGCUCAAGUGUCCCGACUACGACCAGGUCUCCUCCUCACCCUGCUGAAGGGGUCAUCAGGUCAGGGCAGGUCGCCAAGGGUCAAGGGUGAGAAGUCAUAGGUGAUGUUGCUUUUAGAUACUGAUCUAAGGUCAGCUUUCUUUUUUCUUUUUUAAGUUAUCUGGAAUCUGUGGAGGGUUGCUGGAAAGUUGCUGGGUGUGGCUAGAACCUCCCGCCUGGUUAGUUUACUGGGAGAUCAGUCCCAAUAGAUAUACAAGGAAGCCUCUGUCUCUUUAUUUUGUUGUUGUUCGUUCCCAUUGUGAUGCUGUGUCCUGGACCUUGUUUGAAAACCUCUACCAGCCAUGAUUGCUGCUGAGGCAACAGUUGAUGCCGCUGUGCCACAUCUUACCUACAGAUGGCAGCAAAGUGCAGAGUUCUUUCAGGAGUAUUUUCUAUUAUAUCAGGAUACUGCCACUGCUUAGUUAACUUGACGAGGACCAAAAUAACAUUUACACAAAUUUUUGAACGGGAACAAUACAUGUCACUAUGUUAAAGCGGCAAUCAGCAGUUGAAACAAUAACAAAGCGAACUCCCCACCCGUUUCAGUAAAAAGCUGAGGGAUGGGGCUGGAGAAAUGUAACCACUCUCAAAUUCAUAGACAGAGCUAUGGAUGCAUGGACUGGCCAUCCAUGAUAUCUAAAUUAUAGUUACCAUGUUUUGAAGGUAUAUAGUGUUUGUUUACAAACAUUGGAGUGAAAUAAGCUUUUCAUUUGGUUGAACUAAGCACAUGAGGCAUUUGUAAUAUUAUAACAUCAUAUUCUUAAGAGGUCCAAAAAUGGAUGAAGCAACUGCAGAUUCCACCUUUAAAUGUGUAUGUGUAAUAUGUUAAAUUGUGUAGUUUGCUUCAUGUUGGAGUUUUUAAAUGGACGUGUCCCUGCUGGCUCACGGAUCUGCCAACAUUACGUUUUCAUGUUAUGGAAUCUCCCCCCAAACAAAGCUUUGUUUAUGUAUCAUGUAAAAAUGAAUUAUUUGAAAAGUAAUUGGUAUUUAUUCUUAGACAGAUUUUUUACACAUGCAUAUGUAUAACUGUUGUACAUUGUAUGAAUAUAGCGAACCAUUGUAAAACAAGUCAUAUAUGUAGUUGCUGCUUAAAAUGAUUCAUUCUGAGUGUCAGCUUCAUGCCUUCGGCAUAGCAACUGUUGCAUACAAACUGUACUGUACAAUAUCUGGAGAAUAUCUAAAUGUGGGAAAUAAAUAGACUUUGCAAAAUCUUUUUAAUGACAUUGCCUGUGGAUGGAACGGAAUUUCAUUCAUUAACUCCAGUUUGAAGAUAUUGAUGUUCUGAGAACUAACGCAGCAGGAGAAUUAAUGACGGUUAGGAAAAGGGUUAGUUAGAGCUAAAAUGCUAGUUGUCAACAACUGCUAUCCCCAACGUGACAACUAGAUGGCGCUGUAAUGGUAGCCACAACCGUAUAAACCAUCAGUCUGGACCAACCAUCGGUAUAACACCGAUUAAUGGAUUGGAUUUAAAUUUUGCUUCCAUGUAUUGUAAUGUCACAUCAAUACACUGGGAGUCAGUGUUUCAUCACUUACACUAUGAAGCAGACAGAAUCCCUUCAGGUCAGAAGGGUAUAGAAUCAGGACUUAAACACCCAUCUGUCCACUAUGUUUCAAAUCAUUUAUUUGCACACCUUAUCUAGACACUGUGUAUCUAUUUAUUGGCCAAUUAAGGGGGGAACUCAUGUUACUCUGACCUUAUCUAUGUCUGUUUGCUGAUCAAUAAAGGGUUUCACAUAGACUUUAACCGUCAGUAAAGGGUUUCUCGCUCUGUAGACUUUUCCCACCACUCCAUAUUGACCAUCUGUCUCUAAACUCAUACGAAUGUUCAUAGACAUGGGUUGGAUGUCAGUUGGUUAAUCAAACUGGAUGAUUAAUUGCAUAUGCAAAUAUGUAGGUCAAGCUCAAUAAAUAAUAAAUAAAUGCGUCGU
Salmo salar (Atlantic salmon) is the source of this 3136-nucleotide messenger RNA. RefSeq names its product voltage-dependent calcium channel gamma-5 subunit-like. Gene Ontology annotation, biological process: regulation of AMPA receptor activity; calcium ion transport; neurotransmitter receptor transport, postsynaptic endosome to lysosome. The record is from RefSeq and is a predicted model, not a curated record. Gene Ontology annotation, molecular function: channel regulator activity; voltage-gated calcium channel activity. Gene Ontology annotation, cellular component: postsynaptic density membrane; AMPA glutamate receptor complex. Lineage: Eukaryota; Metazoa; Chordata; Actinopteri; Salmoniformes; Salmonidae.